Messenger RNA from Mizuhopecten yessoensis (Yesso scallop), 726 nucleotides. RefSeq lists its product as uncharacterized. Bases 1 to 726 code for a protein of 241 amino acids. The transcript has a single exon. Lineage: Eukaryota; Metazoa; Mollusca; Bivalvia; Pectinida; Pectinidae. Gene Ontology annotation, molecular function: nucleic acid binding. The record is from RefSeq and is a predicted model, not a curated record.
AUGCAAUUGCGGCUUCCUGAUGACAAAUUGCGAGUUGUCAAGGAAGAGCUGUCUAAAUUUAGGCACCGCAAGCGGGCAACUAAGGUGCAGCUGCAAUCCUUGGUUGGCAAACUUAUUUGGGUUUCAUCCGUUGUGUAUGGCGGGAGAGCUUUCCUUCGCAGACUUAUCAAUGCGAUGAACACCCUGCGGCAUAAAUCGCACAAAUUGCGCUUCAGUGCGGACACUCUGCUUGACAUCAAGUGGUGGUUGGCUUUCAUGCCCCAGUUCAAUGGGAAAUCUCUCCUGCUGGAGAGCAUGCCUGUUUCAGCAUUGUACACGGAUGCAUGCAAUGAGGGGGCGGGUGGUCAUUGGGGUGACAGCUGGUUUUAUUGUAACUGGAAGAUGGAUUACCCUAAUGUAGCCCCUUUGCAUAUAAAUGAAAAGGAGGUGGUAGCAGCCACGCUAGCAGUUCAGAAUUGGGCCCCACAGUUGGCUAAUAAGCGGGUUUAUAUCUUCUCCGACAAUGCUGUUACUGUCGCUUGCAUCAACAAAUGCACUUCGCGUAACAACCGAAUCAUGCAAUGUUUGCGUUAUUUGUUUUGGCUAUCAGUGCAAUUUAAUUUUUACUUAACCGCAAGACACAUCCCCGGCAAGCACAAUACAUGUGCAGAUUGUGUGUCCCGCUUGCAUGAUCCAGAGUUCUUUUCUGACUUUGUCUGUACAGACAUAGGGACCAGUGCUUCCUGA